Molecule: messenger RNA, 210 nt
Organism: Loa loa (African eye worm)
Lineage: Eukaryota; Metazoa; Nematoda; Chromadorea; Rhabditida; Onchocercidae
Exons: 2
Coding region: 1-210 (69 amino acids)
Source: RefSeq, a predicted model, not a curated record
AUGGAAGCUAUGAAGAUCAUAUUGGCGUUAUUGAUUGUCUUACUAGCAAGCACUAAUGUGGAGUCGUAUAGUUGGGGUUAUCCAUAUUACGGUAGUGCAUAUUACAGUACAUAUAGACCGUUCAGUGGUGGAUGGUCACCAUUUUAUGGUGGAGAAAUGAUCGGUGCAAACUUUGGUGGAACUGGAGCAACACUUUUGACAAAGAAAUGA